CAAGCCCCUCCCGGAAGUGCCGGCGGAGCGUGUGCAUGGCGCGCGUGUCCUGUGUCUCAGAAGCUGGCUCCGCCGCGGCCGCGCUCUUCGGCUGGGGUGCAAACAGCUACGGGCAGCUUGGCCUUGGCCACAAGGAAGAUGUGCUUCUUCCCCAGCAACUGAGCAGCUUCUGUGAGCCCGGAUGCAUCAGGAGUGUCACAGGAGGUGGGGGCCAUUCUGCAGCUGUCACAGAUAGAGGAGGACUCUUUGUUUGUGGCCUGAAUAAAGAUGGGCAGUUGGGGCUCGGCCACACAGAAGAUGUUCUGUGUUUUACCAUCUGCAAGUCUCUCCUUGGUUGUCCAAUCAGACAGGUGGCCUGUGGCUGGGAUUUUACCAUUAUGCUCACAGAAAUAGGUCAAGUUCUGUCAUGUGGAUCCAAUGCCUUUGGCCAGUUAGGUGUGCCGCACGGCCCUCGCAGAUGUAUGGUUCCACAGACCAUUGAGCUCCUGAGAGAGAAGGUUGUUUGUGUCGCUGCUGGACUGAGGCAUGCGUUAGCCACUACAGUGAGUGGCAGCGUGUUCCAGUGGGGGACUGGCUUGGCAUCUUCUGGACAACGCUUGUGUCCUGGGCAGACUCUGCCAUUGUUUUUGACAGCAAAGGAACCAAGCAGAGUGACAGAUACAGGAGAACUGUAUGUCUGGGGCCGGAACAAGCAUGGACAACUGGCUUCCCUGGCUGCAUUCCUUCUUCUGCCCCAGAGAAUAGCUGCACGUUGCUUUCAGAAUGAAAAGCUCACUGCUGUCUGGAGUGGCUGGACACACCUGGUUGCUCAGACAGAAACUGGCAAGGUGUUUACCUGGGGUCGAGCAGACUAUGGUCAGCUAGGGCGGAAGUUGGAGUCUCCUGAUGGCCAGAAACCCCACAAACUAGAUUCAUCGCUUGCCUUUUGGAGGCAGCAAAGCAGUGUGCCUUUGUCUCUGCAUUGCCUGACAGGAGCAGCCAAGAUUUCUUGUGGCUCAGAACACAAUUUGGCAAUAAUUGGUGACAAGUGUUGUGCCUGGGGCUGGAACGAACAUGGCAUGUGUGGGGAUGGCACUGAGUCCAAUGUCUGGACACCAUCUCCAGUGCAGACUCUCCAGUCAGCGAGACUCCUCCUCGUGGGCUGUGGGGCUGGCCACUCCUUGGCCUUAUGUCAGCUGCCAGCACACCUUGUGCCAUGCCAGGAUCUCAAGGUCACCUACCCACUCCACACUGCCACAGAGAACACUGAAUCUCAGGAUGCCAUGGACAAAGAGAAACUGUAAGGAUAGAUGAUCGGGAACUUUAACCCAGAGCAGUUCUGACCAGAUGAGCCACGAAUGCCCAUGAAAGAGCACCUUUUUAAUAAAGCGACCGAUCCCAACGAAGAUCCCUGGAGAACCUUCCCGUCAGUCAGCAAAUGAGGAAGGGAUCCUCACUAAAGGACAUGCAAAGUGAAAACAUCAGCAAGGAAGGCUCCAGCCCCUGAGUGAUCUCAGCCCAGCUCCAUGGCUGUGCUCUGGUCCAGCGGCCUUUGGUCAGAAGACGGGGCUUCUAGGAUAUGUUUAGAGCAGCGUACUAUCCCUUCUAACUUGGGGGCUUAUUUUCUGUCCAGAGUCUAUUGCUUCUGGUACCAGGUACUGUGCCUGGAGACUCUGAAAGGAAGGCGCUCACAUCUUCACGACCAGGGCCCCAGCAAAGGCUUAGGGUCAGGUAGGGAGAAUGAAAUGGGGGAAGUGGAGAGUAUGCAAGGCUUCUGGGAACACCCAGCAGAGAAAAUCCCAAGUGCAGACAGGGUGUCUGGAGCCAGGGAAACUCUCAGAAGAUGGAUAAGUCUUCCUCCAACCAGGCAGGAUUCUGGGGCUGCUGUAGCAGGUGAGCUGUUAAGUCUCUGAGUUGGGAUGCCUGGACUCUACUGGACAUUAAAGCUGAGGGACCUUCCAUCAACAUGUAGUUGAGAGGCCUCUAAACUACAUCCUGCAGAGUCUGGCAUGGUGGCACAUGCCUUUAAUGCCAGAGCUAGGUGCAUCUCCAUGAGUUUAAAGCCAGCCUGGUGUACAUAGCGUGUUACAGAGUGAGACCUGUUCUGAGCCUUGGGCAUCUCCUUGUAGACAGAGUACCACCUCCAGGUUCCUCUAGGCAGUGUUAAUUUUGUCUUUACAUUAUGUAUUGUGAGCUGCAUAAGAUUGUAUUUGAUAAGUGGGUCCUUAAGAAAUUGAAGAAAUUGCUGAUCUUAUUCAACCAUUCUUGUUUUUCAUCAGGAGAAAAUAGUGGCUAUAAAAAGGGGGAAGGGUCAUCUCAAGGUCACGCACCUCCCUGAUGGUUCAGGGUGACCCAACCAUAGCCCUGAGCUAGGCAACAGUGGAUAGGAAGUAGCUAAAUGACUAGAAGUGGGUUCUUCUCAGAAAACAUGGAUGAAGUCAGUUCAGACUCCACAGGCCUGAGCCUAGGCACUGCUUGCAGCUACAGUCUGACCUGCAACCCAGUGAUUUGAGUCUUGCUCCCGACUUUUGGCCCAAGAACUAUGCCCUGUUCCAUACAACCCCACCUCCCAGGCCCAGAGGCCUGUUGCAGCAUAUGUACUCUGAUAUGCUCAAGCCCACAAAAAUGGAGCCAUCACCCAGGGGUAAGCCAUACUGGAGCAAGCUCAAGGUUACUGUCUUCUAAGCUAAAUAGUUGGCAAAAACCAGGCCAGAAAACAUUCCCCUGUGACCCAUACUGCCUCCAGUUUCCAGUCACAAGAAACAACACCGUCUUGCCCAGAAGCCCACAAGGCAGAGCUCCCUCCUAUCUCUUUCAGCACUGCUGGAAAAGCUCAGCACCCUGCGCUUCUGCUGCUGGAACCUAGUACCUUAUUUGCAGGAGGCAGAAGCAUCUUUGCGUCUUGCAUAGGAUCAGCAUAUGAGCCCUAAGUCCUUUGAUCCCUAACCUCAGAUGCUGACAAGUGUGUCAGAGCCUUCUGGCUGCAGGCCCAUGCAGGAAGGAGUGGCUCCAUGGCCCAUCACCUCACCUCCACUCCCGUCCUGCACUUCCUGAUGGCCGCGUGGCCAGAGGCCCUUCUUAUUUCACUGCCUGUCUCCAGUGAGGGAAAGCACCUAUCAGAGAUGAAGAAGGACGUGUCUAGAUUUCCCCCCUGCAUCCUUUGGUGGCUAUUUGUCUUUCUAAGACUUUGUCCAAGUUCCCUUUCCAGGCAGUCCAUGAGGGAGCCAGCUCCUAGUCAGUUUAGAACUUAGCAAACUGUAAACGAAUGAUCUUCUCAGUGUCCCUGUGGGUCACCAUGGAGUGAGGAGGCUAACUGAGCAAGCUCUGAGAUCCCACCCUUAUCCGCCCUCCACUUUAUUACUCUGUUUACAGCUCUCUGAGAAACAGUCUCCAGGUCCCAUAGCCAUUUGAUAGUUCCACUUCACCUGCCAUGUUAGACCCAUUAGGGGCAUAGGAGCUUAUUUGAAUAAGAGCUCAUUUAAAAAAAUACAUUUUCCUGAUUGAAUAAAUAAAUUUGCCUUCAUUUCCUACCUUUGCUCCUCAUGAGAAGAACGACCCCAUUGUGCACUUCCAGGCCUUUGAGCAGGCCCUGGAGUAAGUGGUGAAGACCCAGUAUGCAACAGCUUUGCCUUCCUACUUCCCACACCCACUCUUCCCUCUGGUCAUGGAUAUCCACCUUCCCUUGACAUAUCUGCCAUCUUUGGCCAUACUGGGUCCUCACAUGCCUGCCAAGUCCAUUAAAAUAACUUCAGAUGGUGGGUUGGCUAGUCUUAUGUCAAUUUGACACAGGCUAGAGUCACCUGAGAGGAGGGAACCUCAGCUGAGAAAAUGUCUCCAUAAGAUUGAGUUUCAGGAAAGCCCGCAGGAUAUUUUCUUAAUUAGUGACUGAUGAGGGAGGGCCCAGUGCAUUAUGGGUAGGACCACCUCUGGACUGGUGGGCCUGGGUUCUAUCAGGAAGGAGGCUAUGCAAGCCAUGAAGAACAAGCCAGUAAGCAGCACCCCUCCUCGGCCUCUGAAUCAGCUCCUGCAUCCAGGAUCCUGCCCUGUUUGAGUUCCUGCUCUGAUUUCCUCCAAAGAUAGACUAUGGUAUGGAAGUGUGAGCUGAAUUAAAAACCCUUUCCUCCCCGACUUGCUUUUGGUCAUAGUGCUUUAUCAUAGCAAUAGAAACCUUAACUGAGAUGGGUGGCACGUCCUUGGGGACACUCUGGAUGAAGUGACGCUGUGGGAGGUAGUGUGGAGGAGCUGCAGGUCAUGUCAGACUGCUGAGUAUGGCUGCUGCAAGUCCAGAGCUGCCUCACUGCAGCACAGGGUCGGCAGAGGCGAGGGCAGGUGGGGGAGGGGGGCUGCUGGCCUAGAAAACCAGCUGAGGGAGGCAGUGUGAGCAGCAUCCAUUAGGGUAGCAGGGUGUUUCGGCAGGAGUGAGCUGGCCAGCUGUGGAUCAGGAGAGAUCUUGCUCAGAACAUGAAGUGGCCCCUUCUGUCACACCUAUGGCAUUCCAUGAAGGAGGGCAGGAGGCCAGAUCCAAAGAGUCCUAGAUUCAGAACCCAUAACUUCAGUAUUUCACCAUCAAGGACCAGCCCCACAAAGUCCUUAGCUCGAAACAGCGCAACCUGAGCUCUGGAGGCAAACCACCCAGGUUAUGAUCCUGACUUCACCUUAGCUGGGAUGUGUGGCUUUGGGGCAGUUGUUUUCCCUGUCUGCACUUUGUUAUCUCGGCUAUAAUCUGGGGUGAUUAGGCUGCUCUGAGCUGGUGUUAGGCAAUGUUUUUGAGAUGCCCACAUAGUAGAUCCCCUCUAGCUGUGGUGUCCCUAGGCUUAUAUUGCAGAUGACUGUGUUAUUCAGCAAAGCCCCAUCUUCCUAGCAGAUCUCUGACUCAUGUCGACACUGGUCUUACGCUGCUUCGCUGGGGUAUCCUGAGACUUGGCUAUGAGAUGCCUGGGCCUCUAGAGGCUCCAUCAACCCCACCCCCUGGGUUCUUGCACUGGGUACCAGGAAAUUGAGACAAGCUCUUAGAGAGGUGAGAAGCUAGUGGGUAAAACCCAUCCAUGGGCUCACAGACUCUGGCUGUGCUGGGAGGUGACAUCUUUAUGCUGAUGGCCCUGGGCAGCUUGCUGCCUUCUCUGGCCUUGUCUCCUCAUCUUCAGAUGCUCAGGGGCUGACUGUAUAACCUCUGGGGUCUCUUUCCAUAUGAGCAUUCUAGAAUUCUAGCGGAUGAGGAAGAAUCAGAUCUUCCAUUCCACCCCACACCCAAACCUGCAAGUGAGUUUCCCCAGAGCAGAUCAUACUUUUUCCAAUGUGUGUCCAGGCUGAGAGGAGUAUUCAAUGAGGUAGUCUCUAGACCAGGCUCUGCAAGUUGGCCAGGGCACCCAGACCUGACAGACCCAACGUAGUCCUAGCAGGGAGUUGCUCAAGGUUGCACAGGGCAACUAGAUGCUCCGGCAAGGCUAAUGCAAGGAUCCACAAGAUGAGUCAUAAAACCAUCCAGGUGACCCCCACAAAGGGUGUGCUUUUGUCCCUUAGCCCAGCAGUAUCUGCAGCCCUACCCUGCAAGGAACAGCAUCCUCAAAGCCCAGUGACACCUCAGCUUAAAUGUCUACAGUAGUAGUCGGGCCCAUGAUUGGCUCAGUCGUACCAGAACAGAAUGGAGAUCUGCCUGAAGGCAAUAAAAACUCAAGUCAGUGCUUCAUCUCAGAAGUCAGCUUUUUAUUUCCAGGGCCAGGGCCCAGGGAGGGGAGGUUGCUGUCUUUCCAGGAAAUGUUGCAGUGGAAACUCGAGAUGUUGCAUUUUUUUUCAACUUGAGCAUGUGUUUUUCAAAAAUAUCAUCCUUUCCCCCACACACACUAAUUUUAGAAUCAGACCAAAGCCAAGCUACUGUCCUCUGUUUCUGUUGGGAAAAUACUAUAUUUAUUCGAGAUGCAGAAGCGCGUCUCUGCAAACCUCCGAUUGCUUCAGAAAAACAAAUCUGCUUUAGACUAGACAGAAACCAUGUUACAAAAUUUAUUUCAUGCUCGAAUCUCUUUGCAUAACAUUGGGCAUGCAGUUUUUGCUUUUUAUGCUGAAGUACUAAAUUGCAUACAAUGCCAGGUUAUGCCUUAGUAAAGGUGGAGGGGAGGCGCCCCUCAGGUGGUCCUGAACUGGAGGUACUCUACAUCCUGGCUUUAAAAUGACAUUGGAAAAUCCAUAUGGUGUAACUAUGAACAAUUCAUUAUGAAACUCGGUCACACUGGAUCUACACAGCGAGAUGAGAAUCAGCCUAAACUAGCCGCUUGCCGGGGUCUUGGGAGGCGUCCGCUGGCUCACAAGCAUGCCAGAGAUGGAGGGGAGCAGCAGUGUGAGUCCCCACAGUUCUAUUCGGAGCAAAGUUCUCUGUUUUCCGCGUGAGAGAUGAGCUACGAAGGUGAGGUCAAUGUGACCAAUGACUGACUACCUUUCUGAAACCUUUCCUCUGGGUCUUGUGUACAAAAAGCAAUCCAUUCCCCGGCCCCAUCCUUCUUCCCUGGCCCCCUACUCCCAGAAAUGUACAGAUUUCUACCGAGUGCCAUUACAGUUUGGCUCCGACGCCGUGUGUCAAAAU
Molecule: messenger RNA, 6553 nt
Organism: Alexandromys fortis (reed vole)
Lineage: Eukaryota; Metazoa; Chordata; Mammalia; Rodentia; Cricetidae
Gene: Sergef
Product: secretion regulating guanine nucleotide exchange factor
Exons: 10
Coding region: 36-1283 (415 amino acids)
Cellular component (GO): cytoplasm
Source: RefSeq, a predicted model, not a curated record